This is a messenger RNA of Oreochromis niloticus (Nile tilapia), 2010 nucleotides long. Its product is annotated as ladderlectin. The transcript is spliced from 4 exons. The record is from RefSeq and is a predicted model, not a curated record. Lineage: Eukaryota; Metazoa; Chordata; Actinopteri; Cichliformes; Cichlidae. The coding region runs from base 465 to 731 and encodes 88 amino acids.
UCCAGCUGCACAGUGAGCUGCUGAGUCCUAAGUUGCUUAGUUUAUUAACCAGUUUGUGGGGUUGAACUGUAUUGAAGGCAGAGCUGAAGUCCACAAACAGCAUUCUCACAUAGGUGUUACUACAGUCCAGUCAUUCGGCGCUGGUCACCAUCAAAAAGCCAUCGAUUUGUAGUUGAGCGUUAAAUUGCAUUGCAACUGAGCGGGUAUAAAGUACCGGAGAAAGUAGAUUUAUUGUUCUUUUGUUAUCAAUGACUUUGGUCUAGUUCACCAGCUUAAAAAAAUCGUGUUGACGUGCAAUUUAUGUAUAGUUGACCGGGAAAUUAAAGCAGCGAUCACUUGGACUAUUCCGCAGCACCCCUCUCACAGUGGUACAUCCCUCCAGGUAACAGCCCCUCAGAAUUUAAAGAGCCAGAGUCCAUUUAAACUGUCCAUGGCACAUGGGAGAAAGGGCCCGCUGGAUGUGAAUGUCUCCUCCCUGCCCUCCUGGUUGGACUUGGUUUGGAGGUCGCUGUUUCAUCUUUAACAGCAGCAAGGAGAUCUGGCCUGAUGCUGAGGAAACUGUGUGGAUGUGGAGUGAUGGGUCCCAGUUUGACUUCAUUAACUGGGCCAGUGGACAACCUGACAAUGCUGGAGGAAUAGAGGAUUGUAUGGAGAUAAACUAUGGAGGAGAUUAUGUCAAUGAUGCAGGGUGCAACUCUGACAACUCUUUUGUUUGUGUCAGAGAUCCAUAACUGCUCCUUUGUGUCCUGACACAUCUAAAAUGAUGAUGUCACAUCCUCACUGUUGAUGUCAUUUCCAGCGGGAUGUCAAGUCUCGAUGACAUCACUGCUGGAAGACAUACUGAAUAAUAUCAUAUCACAAUAAACAUAAAUAAAUAGAUAUCCUGAGCAUCAACCAGACUCACCUGCUUUUAUCAUCUCAUUUUCACUUUGUGUAAUAUAUUGAAUGUAAUUUAGUAAAGUCACACAAAAACACAUGAACGUGUUUAUCACAAAGAAAACUAAAGAAGAAAUCGAUUUCUGCAACAUGCAGCUUUGUGGUUUUAACAGUGAAUCAAAAUGCGAGACAGAUGCUGAGGCAGGGCGGUGCUGAUGCUGUCAACCAUCAGACUGAAACACAAACACUAUGACAUCAUCUCAGAACACUUUGUUUACCAUCACUGGAUUAGAUCGGGAUUCUCUGACUGUGCCGUCUCCUGUCUGCCUCAAUGCUGUUCAGUAAUAAUGGUGUCAGAAUCAGAAUCAGAAGACUUAAUUUAUCCCCAAGGGGCGAUUAACAAACAACAGACCAGCAUAACGUUGAAGAUCAGGACAAUAAGAACAGGCAAUAAGAGUGAAAUAAUAAAUACACAGAAUAUACAGCAUAUACAGUUUUAAAAUUAAGUCACUGAAAGGUGAAUAAAUAACUGUAAGUGACUAAAAGUGAAUAAAGUGUAGUAUAAGAAGAGUGUAGUUUAUGUUUAUGGGUGAAGGAAAUGUUCUUAUCUGCUGGAGUUAAAAAGCAGAGUGGCCUUUGGGACAAAGGUGGCUCUCCUCCUCUCAGUCCGGCAGGAAAUGCAGCGGAGGCGUCGCCCAGAGGGGAGGAAUUGAAAUGCGGGGUGAAGAAUGUGAGAGGGGUCGUUGAUGAUUUUAGCUGCCUGUCUGAGGGCCUGUUGACUGAAAACCUGUGCCAGAGUUCUGACAGGCAGGCCAAUGAUUUUAGAGCACACUGAUGCAGUGUGCUGCAGUCUGUUCAAGUUUAGUUGUCAGGACAUGAGGCUGCAGAGUGUUGAACCAGGGCUCUAGACUAAGUUUUUGACAUGGGCGCACCGGUACGCCUAACUUUAAAAAUUUAGGCGUACUGGCACAAAAGUUAGGCGCACUCAAGUUUUUCAACCGCAUCACUUAACUCCGCAAUUUUACAUGUGCACUUUAUUUGGGGGGAAGUCCAUACACACAAUAUUCAUUUCUAAAUGAUUAACUAACAAACUUGUGCUCAAAUUGCUUUGUCAAUAUUGUAGAAAAUGUUAAA